CUAAAUUCAAGAUGGCUGCAAACGCUAAACUUCGUGAAGAUCUCGGUGGCAAGGCUUUCACCUUCCCAGAGGAGACAGACAACAGCUAUGUGAAGCUGCAGCCUGCGGGAGACUGGCCCGUGAGUUCAAUCAGCGUCUGCCUGCGGUACUACACUGACCUCCCACAGAGCGGCAAGGAGCAGAGCUUCUUCUCCCUGGUGACCCGUUCCCAUAACAACGGCUUCCUGCUCUCCAAGGAGGGGCUCAACUGGCAUCAGAUGUAGCCUACAUCGGCAGCGCCAAGGCGGACCUCUGGGGCCUGCCGGACGAGCUGAACGCCUGGAACUCCUUCUGCGCCAUGUGGGAGUCCGAGACGGGCUUGACCCAAGUCUGGCUGAACGGCAAACCCAGCUCCAGGAAGACCCUCUUCAAGGGCGGCUCUCUGACAGGACCGCUGGUCGUUGUGCUCGGUCAGGACCAGGACGCAUACGGCGGUCGGUUCAGCUCCAACGACGCGCUGAUCGGCCAGCUCACGGCCGUGCACAUGUGGGACCGGGUCAUCUCCCCGUGCGAGGUCCAGCAAUUCACGGAGAACAAGCUUGUCAAUGGUGGGAAUAUGAUCAACUGGGAAGCACUGGAUUACAGCACAUAUGGAGAUGUGAUCGAGGAAAAGCAGAUUGAUGGCACUGGCCAGCAGGACUGUGCCCUGGCUUAAUCAAAUGAUCACUUGAGCAACAGUACAGUGUGUCACCAAAAGACACCAGGCCAGCUGUUUGUUGGUAGCGGUAGGCUACUGUUAUCAGAGUUUGCAAGUGUUUGCAAUUUUUUUUAGGUAGCCCAAGCCUUCUUGCUGCUGCAGUAAUUAACCAUCAGAGGUUAGCCUAACUAUUGAGAACAUCAUUAGUUAGUAUUAUCAUGUGUUAUUUUUUUAGG
This is a messenger RNA of Alosa sapidissima (American shad), 912 nucleotides long. RefSeq names its product C-reactive protein-like. The transcript has 3 exons. NCBI's taxonomy places the organism in Eukaryota, Metazoa, Chordata, Actinopteri, Clupeiformes, Clupeidae. Bases 338 to 694 code for a protein of 118 amino acids. The record is from RefSeq and is a predicted model, not a curated record.